GUACACCGGGUUAUCUUCCGGUUUCAUCGAUUCAACUUCCUCUGAAAACAACGCCACAUGUGUGAGUGAGUGAAUGAAUGGAUGUCACUGCUGAACAUAGAGCGGCAUUAAGAGCAGAAUUGGUCCCCUUAAGUCUAAUUUUUGCUUGUUUUGUCCAGCAGUCAAAGAGCACUACUUCUGAAGGAGAGUGGCCGUGCUCACGAUGAGUUUUGUGGAGUACUCGGACUUCAUUCAAGAUGGGGAUGUUGCCAUCCUUUACCUGAGCCACAACAAUGUGAUGCCUGUCAAGGUGCAGCAGGGUGCCCAAACGCAGACACGCUAUGGAGUCAUUCGCCACUCCACAGACCUGAUUGGUCAGCGUUACGGGUCAAAGGUGACCUGCAGCAAAGGAUGGUUCCAUGUGCUCCACCCAACGCCGGAGCUAUGGACAGUUGCCCUGCCACACCGCACACAGAUCCUCUACACCACAGACAUCGCCUUCAUUACCAUGAUGCUGGAGCUGAAGCCAGGGUCCAUCGUGUGCGAGUCAGGUACAGGUAGUGGUUCCCUCUCCCACGCCAUCCUGCGCACCAUUGCCCCAACAGGUCACCUCCACACAGUGGAGUUCCACCAGCAGCGCGCAGAGAAGGUGGCCGAGGAGUUUAAGGAGCAUCGCGUGGAUCAUCUGGUCACCGUCAGGAACCAGGAUGUGUGCAAGGAUGGGUUUGGAGUGACAGGGGUGGCAGAUGCCGUCUUCCUUGACAUCCCCAGCCCCUGGGAUGCAGUGGGACAUGCCAAAGUUGCUAUGAAGAAGCACGGUGGUCGGCUGUGCUCCUUCUCUCCAUGCAUAGAGCAAGUUCAGAAAACAUGCGAGGCGUUGCAGGAUCAGGGCUUCGAAGACAUCAGCACCACGGAGGUGCUGCUGAGAGAGCACGAUGUCCGAACCGUCUCUCUGCCGCUGCCAGACUUCGGCCCUGAUCCCGAAACCACAGAGGAGGCGACUCCCGCUGCUGCUCCGAACCACGCCUCCAUCACACUGAAGACCACCACGCUGUCCAGAGAAAUGCCCGGCCACACGGGGUACCUUACUUUUGCUACCAAACCAAGAACCUAAAGCUGGAGUGAGAGGGAUUUCUCUGGAGCAGAGUUUAUAAUCCACCUCACUCUGGUGUCAUUCCUAAGGCUCGGGUAAUCCAGCAGGAGUACCAGGCUCCUCCCGUCCCUGCCUGGUACUGCAGCGCCGGAAGGAUUUACAGUUUUGUGCGUUACAUAAUUUUGUGCUUCGUCAGUUGGCACCGGUUCGAUGCUUUCAUCAAGCAGGACUGAAAAUGAAUUGAAGAGCAAUUUCAUUUGAGAAGAUUAAGAUUUAUAACUCUGAGAUUAUAGCUGAUUAUUUGGCUCUCCCUUUCAUAAGAAUUACAGACAACCUCUGCUUUUAUUUGUUGGGGAAGAAGGAGCUUUAUUUUCAAUAAAUACAAUGAUUGUGGGACAA
Molecule: messenger RNA, 1471 nt
Organism: Oreochromis aureus
Lineage: Eukaryota; Metazoa; Chordata; Actinopteri; Cichliformes; Cichlidae
Gene: trmt61a
Product: tRNA methyltransferase 61A
Exons: 4
Coding region: 203-1093 (296 amino acids)
Biological process (GO): tRNA methylation
Cellular component (GO): tRNA (m1A) methyltransferase complex; nucleus
Source: RefSeq, a predicted model, not a curated record